Culicoides brevitarsis is the source of this 1697-nucleotide messenger RNA. RefSeq names its product DEAD-box helicase Dbp80 (gene Dbp80). The transcript is spliced from 7 exons. Gene Ontology annotation, biological process: poly(A)+ mRNA export from nucleus. Gene Ontology annotation, molecular function: RNA helicase activity; RNA binding; ATP binding. NCBI's taxonomy places the organism in Eukaryota, Metazoa, Arthropoda, Insecta, Diptera, Ceratopogonidae. Gene Ontology annotation, cellular component: cytoplasmic stress granule; nucleus. Bases 99 to 1556 code for a protein of 485 amino acids. The record is from RefSeq and is a predicted model, not a curated record.
AUCCAUACAUUUGAGACGAAUGAAUUCGAGAGUAUCAAUCAUCGAAGAACACUUUCCUUAAUAUUUGUCGCAAUUUUCCGAAAACAUAUUUAAUAGAAAUGGCUACCGAAAAUGCAAGUCCCAAUUUAAAGGAAGGAGAAGCCGGUUUGUCCAAUAUGGUUAAAACCUUAGUAUUAGAAAAUAAUACGAAUCCGAGCGCAAAUAAAAUUCCAAGCGCAGAUGAAGCCUCGGAUAUGUCUGUUACUGGUAGCAUUGAUCCAUCGGAACCGGAUGAUGCUAAGCCGGCUGAAACAAGUUUACUAGCCAAGAUUAUUCGAAAAGGACUGAUUGAAUCGAAGCAAGAUUUGGAUGUUUUGAGAAAUGAUCCUAACUCUCCGCUAUUUUCCGUAAAGACGUUUGAGGCGCUACAUUUAAAACCUGAAUUACUUAAAGGUGUGUAUGCAAUGGGUUUUAAUGCUCCCUCUAAAAUUCAAGAAACUGCAUUGCCCACCCUUCUGGCCGAUCCACCACAAAAUAUGAUUGCUCAAAGUCAGUCAGGCACUGGCAAAACAGCAGCAUUUGUAUUGGCAAUGUUGAGCCGUGUUGAUACUUCAAAACCCUAUCCACAAGUGCUUUGUCUUUCUCCUACUUAUGAAUUAGCCAUUCAAACAGGUGAGGUAGCAGCAAAAAUGGCACAAUUUUGCCCGGAUAUUCUUUUACGAUUUGCAGUACGAGGUGAAGAAGUACCACGAGGAGAAAAAAUAAAGGAACAUAUCAUUAUUGGAACACCAGGAAAGAUUUUAGAUUGGGGUCUCAAAUACAAACAUUUUGAUAUGAAAAAGGUUACUGUAUUCGUAUUGGAUGAGGCAGAUGUUAUGAUUGCUACGCAAGGACACCAAGAUCAGUGCAUCAGGAUCCACAAACAAUUGUCACCAAGAUGCCAAAUGAUGUUUUUUUCUGCCACCUAUGACAAGGAAGUGAUGGAGUUUGCAGAAUACAUCGUCCCAAACCCAAUCGUGAUUCGUCUUCUACGUGAACAAGAAUCCUUAGACAACAUAAAGCAAUUUUAUGUAAAAUGUCGAAAUUUAGAUGACAAGUAUCAAGCUAUUUCAAACAUAUACGGUGUUAUCACGGUCGGCCAAGCAAUAAUUUUCUGCCAUACUCGCAAAACAGCAGGUUGGCUUGCUGGUAAAAUGUCCACUGAUGGUCAUGCAGUUGGUAUUCUCUCUGGAGAUUUGACGGUAGAACAAAGAUUGGCUGUGUUGGACCGUUUUCGUGCGGGCUUAGAAAAAGUUUUAAUUACAACCAACGUAUUAUCUCGCGGAAUCGAUGUUGAGCAGGUCACAAUUGUUGUUAACUUUGACCUUCCCAUGAACCAACGACAAGAAGCUGACUACGAAACUUACUUGCACCGCAUAGGGCGAACAGGUCGUUUCGGCAAAAAUGGUAUAGCAAUUAAUUUGAUUUCAUCAGACAACGACAUGAAUAUUUGUAAUGCUAUAGAGAAACACUUUGGAAAACCAAUCUUAUUACUGGAUGCCGACAAUGUAGAUGAAAUUGAAAAGAUUGGUACUUAAACCCAUUUAACAUUUAAGGGCAUAAUUAUUUAAUAUCAUUAUAAUAAGUUAAUGUAUUUAUGUAAGAGAUAUAAACUUUUAUUGUUAAGCAAAAAGUAUAUUUAAAUACAUAAUAAUAAAAAUAAAAUUAUGAACAAUCAA